Molecule: messenger RNA, 1157 nt
Organism: Rhodamnia argentea
Lineage: Eukaryota; Viridiplantae; Streptophyta; Magnoliopsida; Myrtales; Myrtaceae
Product: DNA-3-methyladenine glycosylase 1
Exons: 1
Coding region: 45-905 (286 amino acids)
Biological process (GO): DNA alkylation repair; base-excision repair, AP site formation; base-excision repair
Cellular component (GO): protein-DNA complex; nucleus
Molecular function (GO): DNA-3-methyladenine glycosylase activity; DNA-7-methylguanine glycosylase activity; alkylated DNA binding
Source: RefSeq, a predicted model, not a curated record
AUGGAGCUCACAGCAGGCUUCUCUUAAGAGUUAAGACCCAAAUCAUGAGAAAAUCCAUCAAAAUCCCACCUCAAUCCCAAUCUGCCCCUCCGCCCACCGCCGCCGUCGCCCCCUCCAAGAUCCAAUUCCGACCCCGCAAGAUCCGGAAGCUCAUCAACCCCCCGCUCGACCCCCUAAAACCAUCACCGCCUUCCCCUCUCACCAUUGCUCCCCGAAUCCUCAAACCCCUGUCUUCCGACGGCGAGAUCGAGCUCGCCCUCUGCCACCUCCGCCGCUCCGACCCUUUGCUCUCCGCCCUCAUCGACUCCCUCCAGCCUCCCACCUUCGCCUCCUCCGCCCGCCCUUUCCUCGCCCUCGCCAGAAGCAUCAUCUACCAGCAGCUAGCUACCAAGGCCGCCCAGACCAUUUACGCGCGCUUCCUCGCGCUCUUCGCCGGCGGUGAUGACGGCGUCUCGCCCGACUCGCUCCUCGCGCUCUCGCCCGAGCAGUUGCGGCAGGCUGGGGUCUCCGGCCGCAAGGCCGGGUAUCUCCACGACCUCGCCGAGAAUUACAGGAGCGGCGCGCUGUCCGACGAAUCGAUUCUCGAAAUGGAAGAAGAGGCGCUCUUGAGCGCGUUGACCAGGGUCAAGGGAAUCGGGGUCUGGUCUGUUCACAUGUUCAUGAUGUUUUCGCUCCACAGGCCUGACGUUCUGCCCGUGGGUGAUCUCGGAGUGAGGAAGGGCGUGCAGGCGAUGCACAAGCUCAAGGCGCUGCCUAAGCCGUUGCAGAUGGAGGGGCUCUGCGAGAAGUGGAGGCCGUACAGGUCCGUCGGGUCUUGGUACAUGUGGAGGCUCAUGGAGUCUAAGGCCGCAGCCGCAAAGGCAAUGCCGGCUUCGGCACGCCGGCCUGCUUCGGCGCAGAGUUGAUGAAGAUUGCUUGUUAACGUUGGCCAGCAUCGGUACUACUCAGCAUUCUCUGCAGUUUUCUGGUUCUUGCUGUCCUAUGUCGUGCCUCUGUUUCGAUUGAAGAUGCAGAGGUUUGACCUUUUAAAGAAAGUUGAUACCUUUGUCUUGUGGGUUCCUGGUUUUGAGAAAUUUGGACAUUUCCUGGUCCAGGAAUGUGUAUCACUUUGCAGUUUGCAUAAAGAUAAUUGAAUGAGACAAUUGCAGCACCAAUUU